UCAUCUAAACAUCUCUGUUGAAGCAUAGGUACAAAGUACAAACUAACGUUAGGACUUUGAAUGUAAGAACUAGGAACUCGUUUAGUGUAGUCUUUUGAUGCAUUGCAUUUAUAACGAAGAGGAAGACCUGUCUGGUUGUAUGUUCAUUAACACGUGCUCGCGUUCAUUUGAGUUUCAUGUUAGAUUACUACUAUUUCGUGGAUCACUUCACUUAGGUAGAUCACUCAAGAUGUCCACUAAUCAAACACACGAAGGAAAUCGUAUUGUCGGUAGCAGCAACGAUCGUUUUGUAUAUCUUUACAACGUACCAAACUUACAAGAAAUAACAUCAUACCAAGUAGCUCAAAGAAUAUGGUGCAGUGGCUCGGAGAAAAUUCAGCUUGAAAAUGAGCAAGAUUGUUCUCAUCAAGAACGUUUUGUACAACUGAGACAGGAUUUGAAUAUUCCUAGUUGCAUUGGAGAUAUACUCGAAAAUGAACUACUGAAAGUUGAUCGAAGGAUUAAACAAUGGGGGCAACAUUUUUUAUUUUACAUGGAAUUUCCCAAGAAAUUUUCCAAGUACGAUUAUGAUAUUCCUAGCAUUGAUCCUAACUGGUUUGUUUGGUCGAUGAAUGGUGAAAUCGACUGCAGAAAAACUGCCAAAAACAUGCUACAAGUCGACUGUUUGACCAACGUGCAUAAAUUUAUUAUUAUGAGCGUCUAUUGCUUGGAAGAAGAGAUGAAAGAAUUUUCGUUGGAUUCGCUUCCGGCAGAAUUUUAUGCAAAUAUGACACGUUCCAACGGCUGGGUAUUUUUUUAUUGGAUUUGUUACCUUCGAAAUGAACUGUGUAAAGUGGCAUAUUACGCCCUAGCAGUGAACUUCAAUAUUCGUGAUCGGUUCAUAAACUAUUACUUCUGGAGCCUUUCAAGUGACUAUGAUCAGGUAGCAAUCGCCAAAGAUUGGAUUUAUCGAGCUUUCGACGAGUACGGGAUAAAUGACCAAUAUUACAACACUUCGACUUGCGCAUUUUUGGAGCAAACAAUUUCUAAAAUGAAUUGCAAUCAGCAAAGACGUUUGUUUGCAAAACUUUCUGAUAUCGGAAUGGGAAUAUUUUCUUUCUUCAUGUGCUAUUCCGAUUCUCCACGAUGUGCACUUUGCAUUUGGAGACAUACUAAAAAUCACAUCAAAGAGAUAGAAUUUUCGGUAAUUAUCCUUCAGCAAAUCUUUCGUACUAAACGUAAUCCUGCAUUGAUGUCUUCAUUGGUUGAGAUUUGGGAUACUGCUUCUGAUUCUCAAAGAAAUUACCUGAUUCACGUCCAAUCCCGGCUGUGCUCAUACAUUCACUGUUGUCUGGACGGCCCCAGCCUUCUAGAAUUUGUCAACAAAUUACUUUAUCAUUUCUCUUCAGAAGAGAGGAAAAAACUGAUUUUCAAGGUAGCUGAAAGCCCUUUUUUUUUCAAGUGUAGUUCUGAAUCGUUCAACUUUUUAGUGAACUCAUUUUUGCCAGACUUCAAAGACCAAUUGGCGUUGAAAGAAUUCGUAUUGCAGUCUCGCCAUUUCAAAAAAUAUUUAUAUGGUUUGUUAAUCCGUGAUCAAGAGUAUGAAAAAUUCGCUGGAAAAAUAAAAUUUUAUUGUUCUUAUGAUGCAAGAACUGCACAAGUAUUCACAGAACAGUUCCUGAAAAAAGAAUUAAGAGCACACUCUUGUGAAAUUGGCCUCAUUACCGACGUCAAUAAAUGGAAUAAAUUCAGCGAAUUUAUCGACGAAACUUUUGAAAACGAUCUUACCUCAAGAUUGGUGGUGAAGCGAAAGUUCGUAUCAAGGAUGGCCACCUUUGCCUACAAAAACUCUAAAAAUUUUGAAAUCCUUUAUAAUCGUUUCGAUGAUCUCGUGAAAGUUGUUGAAAUGGUAUUUGUAGACGAUGAGUUGAAAAAAGUGAAACGUUCGUUUUUUAUUCCUUAUGAGCAGCUCCUUCUGCGUUUUCGUGAUCAUGAUCGUAGUAAUCCUUAUUUUACUUUUUUCUCGGGGGAGCAGAGUGAGGUCACGAGCGUGGCCCUGAAUUAUAAAAUGUUUAACGAAAAGUUGACCGAGUGGUGGUCAAAGGACGAUAUCGAGAAGUAAUUUUAUCCGCUGAUUUGUCAAUGUGAAAUGUACGUAUAAAUUGAAUAAAAGUUACUCAGUUUGAGGCUAAUUUGAGACGUUGAUUUGCUACAGUAUAGGAAGUAAUUCAUAAUCAUAACGUUUUUAAAAACUUGUCACUAAUUUUAAUCCAAUUUGCCUUUCCAUGUAUUUGUUGAAUUGUUACUAAAAGAAGAUUAAAUCAUUUUUUUACGCUUCAGAA
Molecule: messenger RNA, 2321 nt
Organism: Planococcus citri (citrus mealybug)
Lineage: Eukaryota; Metazoa; Arthropoda; Insecta; Hemiptera; Pseudococcidae
Exons: 2
Coding region: 98-2101 (667 amino acids)
Source: RefSeq, a predicted model, not a curated record